UAGAGUACUGUUCUUUAUUCUUUACACCUAAAGUCUCACAAUUUACUUCCUCGAUCUUACUUUUCCACCAUUUUCCACACAUCAACUCCAUACUCUUCCUUUUUCUUCAUAGCGUAUUUGCAUGGCAACUAACUCUAUGUCCUCAAGUGGAUCGGGUUCAUGGACAGCCAAGCAAAACAAGGACUUUGAAGUGGCUCUUUCUGUGUUUGACAAAAAUACCCCUGACCGUUGGCACAAUGUUGCCAAAGCUGUUGGUGGGAAGACUGCAGAAGAAGUGAAGAGGCAUUAUGAAAUCCUUGUUGAGGAUGUGAAGCACAUCGAGAGUGGUCAAAUUCCUUUUCCAAAUUAUAGGACCACUAGGGGGCAUAACUAAGGAAGACAAACGUAAAGCUAAGCAUCAAUAAACAGGAGAACGAUCUUCGUCUUCCGACUACCAUGCAAUACUAUUACAUUAUUGUAAUUCUGGAAUCAAUAAUAAAAUUGAUUCCUUGAUGUAAGUUGAUUUCUGUUACAUCCUAGCAGAAAAUCUCUAUCGUUUAUAGUUUUCCUGAGGUGAAAAUACCAGUAUAUAUCGUCUGAAAUCACAGGCGAAGAUCUGGUUUAUGCUUCUUUUUUCCA
This is a messenger RNA of Lactuca sativa (garden lettuce), 618 nucleotides long. Its product is annotated as protein RADIALIS-like 1. The record is from RefSeq and is a predicted model, not a curated record. Gene Ontology annotation, molecular function: DNA-binding transcription factor activity. NCBI's taxonomy places the organism in Eukaryota, Viridiplantae, Streptophyta, Magnoliopsida, Asterales, Asteraceae.